Messenger RNA from Colletotrichum destructivum, 2041 nucleotides. RefSeq names its product Class II Aminoacyl-tRNA synthetase/Biotinyl protein ligase (BPL) and lipoyl protein ligase (LPL). Gene Ontology annotation, biological process: seryl-tRNA aminoacylation. Gene Ontology annotation, molecular function: ATP binding; tRNA binding; serine-tRNA ligase activity. Gene Ontology annotation, cellular component: cytosol. The record is from RefSeq and is a predicted model, not a curated record. Lineage: Eukaryota; Fungi; Ascomycota; Sordariomycetes; Glomerellales; Glomerellaceae. The transcript has 11 exons. Bases 133 to 1503 code for a protein of 456 amino acids.
CACCGAGUCGUCCCUGAGUCACCUUAAGAUACCCAAGUCACGCCGAACCAGCUGCAAUCCCUCGCCGCAGUCCAAAGGAACGAUCCGCCCUCCCCCGUCGAUCCCCCCUCUACCCACCGAAAAACCACCAUCAUGCUCGACCUUCAGGAUUUCAUCAAGGAGCGCGGCGGCGACCCGGAGAAGAUCCGCGACUCCCAGCGCCGUCGCCAUGCGCCCAUCGAGAUUGUCGACGAGGUCAUUGCCUUGUGGGAUGACCACCGCAAGACCCAGUACUCGGCGACGCAGAUUGGCAGUGAGAUCAACGCCGUGCAGAAGGAGAUUGGCAUGAAGAAGAAGAACAAGGAGAACGCCGACGACCUGCUCAAGAAGAAGGAGGACCUGCAGAAACAGAAGAAGGACAAGGAGGACGAGGCCACCGCAAAGCUCGUCACUCUCAACGCCAAGGCAAAGAGCAUCGGCAACUACGUCCACGAGUCCGUCCCCAUCAGCGAUAACGAGGACAACAACGUCACCGAGCGCGAGUGGAAGCCCGAGGCCGGCCUCGGCCCCAAGACAGAGCAGACGCUCUCCCACCACCAGGUCGUCACGCGCCUGGCGGGCUACGACUCCGAGCGCGCCAUUAAGCUUGUCGGUCACAGAGGCUACUGCUUGACCGGCUACGGACUGUUCCUCAACCAGGCGCUUAUUAACUACGGUCUCGAGUUCCUCUUCAACAGGGGCUACACGCCCAACCAGCCCCCCUUCUUCAUGAACCGCAACCAGAUGGCCAAGACCGCCCAGCUCGAGCAGUUCGACGAGGAGCUGUACAAGGUGACGGGUGACGGCGAGGAGAAGUAUCUCAUUGCCACCAGCGAGCAGCCUCUCUCCGCCCUGCACAGCGAGGAGUGGAUCCAGGGCAGCCAGCUGCCCAUCAAGUAUGCCGGUUACAGCACGUGCUUCCGCAAGGAGGCCGGCAAGCACGGCAAGGAGGCCUGGGGCCUGUUCCGUGUUCACCAGUUCGAGAAGAUUGAGCAGUUCAUCUUCUGCAAGCCCGAGGACAGCUGGAAGCACUUUGACGAGAUGAUUGGCGCCUCGGAGGAGUUUUACAAGAGCCUGGGCCUGCCCUACCGGGUCGUUUCCAUCGUAUCCGGAGCUCUCAACAACGCCGCCGCCAAGAAGUACGACUUGGAGGCUUGGUUCCCCUUCCAGCAGGAGUACAAGGAGCUCGUCUCCUGCUCCAACUGCACGGACUACCAGACCCGCGAGCUCGAGGUUCGCUACGGUGUCAAGAAGGCGAAGGAAGCCCCCGGCGGCGGCCGCAAGGAGUACGUCCACGCCCUCAACGCCACCCUCUGCGCCACCGAGCGCACCCUCUGCUGCAUCCUCGAGAACUAUCAGACGCCCGAUGGUUUCAAGGUCCCCGAGGUGCUGCGCAAGUACAUCCCCGGCCAGCCCGAGUUCCUGCCCUACGUCGCCGAGCUGCCCAAGGAGAUCACUGUCGUCGCCGGCCAGAAGAAGAAAUAGACAACGCGUUCGGCCGUUGCAAUUCGACGAGAAUUCAGACCGUGUCGGAGGAAGGAUAGUUUGGGUCAGCAGAGAAGGGAGGGGAGGCUGGGCUGUGAAGGAAAUGUGAGCGGAGGAUCGGAGGGUAAGAUACACAACACGCAGCUUUGAGUUGCUCUGCGAAGACGAUGUGGCGGUGGGUGUACGUACGCCUCGGAUAGAGCAGCGAUGCCACCGCAAAAAAGAAAGAAAGAGUUGUUUACGCCGCGCAACCUGGGCCCAAGAUGUGCUGCCGUGCGGUCAUGUUUGCCGGGUGGCCUCGUCACGACGGUCAACCGUCAUUUCAAUCACUCGCAAAGGUCUCGAUCCAGCAAAUAAAUAAGGCAAACAAGCUGUUGGGAAACCCUCACCAGGCUCGAUUAAGACGGGAUAUGCACUCUCCGAUCAAGUCCGGGACGCCAGAACGACACAAAACUCAACCUAAAUCCCUUAAAAAAAACUCCGCGUCCAUGCCAACUCCAAACUCACAACCAAUAACCCACCCUUUUUUAUUCCAUCU